AUGGCCAGUGGUCACAGGCCGCCCGUAGCUCGGCCCUCGUCGAGAGCAGGAAUGGGGCUGGCAGCACGGCCGGCCUCUUCGUCACGGACUCCAUCAGCAACCAGGAUAGGAACAGGGAUGCCUCCUAGUACCUCAAGACCUGGUUCUCGUGGUGGUCCUUCAACUGCUAGCGGAAUUUUAUCAUCUCAGAUUAAAGUUGCAGACCGCCCAGUGACGCAACAAGGAUUAAGUGGAAUGAAAACUGGAAUGAAAGGUCCUCAGAGGCAGAUAAUGGAUAAAACGUAUUAUCUUGGACUGCUGAGGAGCAAAACAAAUGAACUCACAACAGAAAUUAACAAGCUGCAGGAAGAAGUAGAAAUGUACAAGCAGGAGAAAUCAGUCUAUUUGUCGUAUGAAAAAAGGGCAGAGGCUCUAGCUGGUGAAAUCAAAGAAUUUCAAGGUCAGCUAGCAGACUACAACAUGGUUGUGGAUAUACUUAACACCAAUACAGAUGUGGCGGAAUUGAUUCAUGAUUACAAUAUGUUAAAGGUUCAGAAUGACCGAGAUGCUCAGAGUGUGGAUAAAAUCUUCACCGAAAGACAAGCCACAGAAAAGUUAAUUCAAGCUGUGGAAGAAGAUACUGAACGUGAAAAAGUUGCAGCAGAUGACAUCAUAAAAGACAUGUCUCCGGAAAAUCAGGCUAAGUAUAUGGAGAUGAAGACUGCAAAUGAAAAACUCUCCCAGGAAUUGAUUGUUCAACAGCAGGAAUUGGACGCACUGAACAUGAAGGAGGAGUCUCUAAGAGCUGAAAUAGCACACUCCCUGGUGAGACAGGAGGCUGUGCAGCUGUAUGAAAAGCUCCAUGAGCUUGAGGAACGUCAAAAUCAAAUGAUUGCUGAGGACAAGAACAUGGAAUCUCCACAGGAGGAAAGAGAGAGAUUACUAAAGCAGGUUAAAGAAGAUAGUCAAGAAAUAGCAAGCAUGGAAAGACAGCUGGCAGAAGUAAAAGAAAAAACAAACCACUUUAAAAAGGUUAUUCAACGACUUGAUACGGAUUUGGAGAAUCAUCAAGGAGAGGAAAAUUGGAAAUACAAGGAGCUGAAGAAGAGAGAAGAAAGCAUGGACAAUUUUCUUGAGACUUUUGAAGAUGUGAAGAAUCAAGAACUAGAACGAAAGGCCCAAAUAGAAGCCAAUAUUAUUGCACUCCUGGAGCACUCAAGCAGGAAUGUGAAUUGUAUGAAACAAAUUUCAUCUGUUACCAAUCAAGAGUUGAAGAUUAUGCAGGAAGACCUCACUUUCAAAUCAAAUGAAAUGCAGAAGUCACAGAGCACUGCUAAGAAUCUGAUUACAGAGAGUCAAAAAUUGCAGAUGGACCUGCAGAAGAUGGAACUCCUAGAGGGCAAGAUGACUGAUGAAGUGGCUUCUCUUAAAGAGAAAAUUGAACAAACAACAGCAGAGUUAGAAGUCUAUAAUAAUUUGCCAGCUCUGAAAGCAUCAGGAGAAGAGAAGAAAAAGAGACUACAGGAUGACAAAGAAAAAUUAACAAAACGUAGUAGUGCUUUCAAGAAAAUAAUGGAACACUUGAAUGCACAGUAUGAGACCCUGAAGAGAGAGCUUCAAGAGAAUGAGACACAUUCGCAGCUUACAAAUUUGGAGAGGAAGUGGCAGCACCAUGAGCAAAAUAACUUUAUGAUGAAGGAAUUCAUAGCAACAAAGAGUCAGGAGAGUGACUACCAGCCAGUAAUGAAGAACGUGAGAAAGCUGGUCACUGAAUACAACAAAGCUCUCAUAGAAGCUUUACAGAACACGAAGAGCUGAACCCAGGCACUUCCUUCCUGCCCCCAUGGACCAACAAUGAGGGAUGUGCAGAGGCAGCAUGGAAAGCUGAGCCACUGAGCUCAUGUGCUCACGACAACUGUGACAGAUGUUCUUAAAACUAUUUUUCCAAGUUUAUAAAAAUCACAGAUUUUAGUAGUACUCCUAUUUUUUUGCAAGGUUUGAAAAUAUUUAGAAAAAAAAAUCACAAACUGUAGAAACAUGUAGAACUAGAAAUACUGCAUAAUAAGUGUAAAAUCAUCAGAAUGUUUUACUGAAGCUCAUUGCUGGAUUGUGAAGAUGAAGUUUGCUGUAGGCAAUGCUUUACACAUGCUUUACACAAUGAAUGUCUAAUUGUCUUUUAGUCCUACCCCUGAUGAUCAGUGGGAUUUUUCCCUGAAUAAGGACUGCCCAAUGGACUCUCAGAUGCAUUAUCUUAAAUGAAAGCAUGUAAAUUAAGUAGUAAUAUGCCUUCGCUAUUUAAAUAGCAAUUCAUAACAAGUAAAGGAAGUAUGUAAGGACAAUAAGCAGCCUCUUAUGACAGAAUUCUUUCAUACUGUAAAGUCUUAAAGCAAAUUUACUUUAAGGAUCUGUCAGCAAAUAUUCAUUUCCCAAGGGAAAACUGACUAACUUGUAGAGCAUGUCCUUAUUUCAUCUUUUUAAUAUAAGAGCAGAACUAUGAUAAAAUGUAGUGAAAUAUAGCUAAUACUGACCUUGUGCAGAGCAUUUUAGUUUUGUGGUAUUCACCAGUAAAGGAAGUGAAAGGGAAAAUUACUUGCAUUUUCUGCAAUGUUUUUUUUUCCAAGUUUUUUCUUUUUUCUCAAGCUGCAGUGUCAUAUGUAAACCCAACUUCAAGAUAAGAACAUUGAAUAGAGAUUCAACGUAGAACAAAAACAGGACUGAUCCAUAAAUAAUGUGCAUUAUGAUAUAUACAUGUCAGAAAACAUUAAACAAAAUUACCAAGUGUGUAUUUCCCUCACAUUGUACAUGUAAUGUAAUUAUAAACUACCUAUUGGUAACUUCCUCUACCUUCCACGUUGUAAACUAGUCCUGACCAAGGGAAAAAAAAAAAACAAACAAAAACUAGGUAAAAUCUAGGUAAAAAUCCUAGACAGACAGUAGUCUUAAAAAGUAGAAAAAGUAGUUAAAAAAAAAAAAAUGAGGUGUUGGAUAUAAUCUUACUACUACCUUAGAAGAGUUCUCAUGUAAAAGAAGACUACUGUGUGCUUUAUUUCAUAAAACUGGGGUUCACAAAGAAUUAGAAAAUUAUCUGUCUGUUACAAUAUAAUUUAUAAAAUAUAAAAUAUAAGUGUGGUUUUGUCCUUCAGUUUCUCCAAAUCUGUUACCAUCAUUUUGAGUAUAUAGCAGAAAUAUGUAAAACAAACAUACUGAAGGAUUUUGCAGAGAACACCAUGUUUCCAAUUUCAGCUCAGUAAAUGCUGUUGUCCUCUAUAUUUAUGUCUGUAUAAUAUUUAGAGAUAAUGGAACAGGAUUUCUAUAAACCAAGGGAUGUUAUCUAGGGGAAAUUCCCACUAAUGUCUCUUCCUUCCUGACAAAGUUUCAGCUAUUCCAGAGAGAGCCCAUUAUUUGCUGAGAUAAAGUUGAAGUCUGAUAUUCUCACCAAUCAAACCAUCACCUAGUGAGAUCGCCUCCUGAAUUCCACUUCUGCUACAAUAACAUAUUUUAAUGAACAAUGGAAAGAAGUUGCAGACUGAAUAAACAGGCCGCUUUAAAUUCGCUUUCACUCAAGGCAGGGAAUGGUUUUAUUCUUUAGCAGUGAUUCUGUUGGAUAGCAGAAUAAAAUUUACAGGAUUUGGUUGUGUUUUGUAAUGUUCCCUUGUGAUAAAAAUGCUUUCUCUAGCA
Molecule: messenger RNA, 3657 nt
Organism: Anas platyrhynchos (mallard)
Lineage: Eukaryota; Metazoa; Chordata; Aves; Anseriformes; Anatidae
Gene: IFT74
Product: intraflagellar transport 74
Biological process (GO): intraciliary transport involved in cilium assembly; cilium assembly
Cellular component (GO): intraciliary transport particle B; cilium
Molecular function (GO): beta-tubulin binding
Source: RefSeq, a predicted model, not a curated record